UCUAACACCUAGGCUUUGAUAAAGGCAGCACCGGUCCGCUGUUUGUUCAAACCACCCAGAGCAUCUCUAUCAUCAUUAACAUCUGGUCAUCAUGAAGGCUGCCAACAUCCUCCUGCUCUGCAUGCUGGGAGCCGCUCUGCUGUCCACGGUCCUCUGCAACAGUGCAAGUGGUCCCGACAACUGCUGCUUUGAAUUCUACAGAAACCGGUUGAGCAAAAAGAAAAUCUCUUCAUAUUACAGGACUGAUUCUCGCUGUUCCACAAGUGCUUUUGUCUUAAUAACAUUCAGGGCACGCCACAUCUGUGUGGACUCAAAUGAAGAGUGGGUGAAGAAUAUAGUUAAGAAUCUGGAGAUGCAGUCCCUGUAAAGCAUCUGCCUGCUGUUCUGCUUUAUCAGACCAUGUGAAGAACAAAGUGAACUGGCAAUGUGGUCAUGAUUUUGGUAUUAAAGCUUUUCUAUUUCAAGUUAAGAUUUUUGCUUUGAAUAUACCAUAGUUUGUUUUUCAAAAAAUUUAUUUUAAGAUCUAUCAAUAAUGUCUGGAAUGUUAAUUGUAGUCUGUAUUAUAAUCCCACUGUAAUGUGACGUUUCUUGCUUGUCAGUUGUCACGUUUUCAUCAUGUAAAGCACUUUAAAUUGCCUUGUUGCUAAAUUUAAAGACUGUGCUAUAAAAAUAAACUAUAAAA
Molecule: messenger RNA, 682 nt
Organism: Xiphophorus maculatus (southern platyfish)
Lineage: Eukaryota; Metazoa; Chordata; Actinopteri; Cyprinodontiformes; Poeciliidae
Product: C-C motif chemokine 3-like
Exons: 3
Coding region: 92-367 (91 amino acids)
Biological process (GO): chemokine-mediated signaling pathway; cellular response to interleukin-1; cellular response to type II interferon
Cellular component (GO): extracellular region
Molecular function (GO): chemokine activity; CCR chemokine receptor binding
Source: RefSeq, a predicted model, not a curated record